ACGGCACGAACGAACGAUUCAUAUCAUUGUUGGAAAAAAUCCGUGGGCAGGAAGAUUGGGACAGGCCCGGAGCGUGUGCGGACAAGAAAACUCCUACCACUGGUUUCAAAUAGUCGUAACUGUCUUCUUUGUGAAUUAUCGUCGAGCUUAAGAUAUCCCAUACACGGAGGGGAAAUGUCUUUACCUGGAACACCCAUUGACAGAGAAAAUUUUUCGUUGCCCACAAUUCGCAAAACGAGAUCGCCAUUUCAGCCGUCUAAGAAAUGCGUUCAAUCUUCUGCCAAGAAGGAAGGCAAUACAUUUCGUAAACUGGUGUUGAGCUUCACGAGAGACACGUCAGCGCACGGCAUCGGACAACUGGCGAAUUCGAAAACACUUUUAUCCAGGGUCUUUUGGUCGUUAGUGUGUAUGGGUGCACUUGGCAUGUUUGUAUAUCAGGCAAAGGGACUACUUCAGCAAUACCUGUCCAAGCCAAUUGCCACAACCGUUUCUGUUAGCUUCGAAAAGCGUCUCGCAUUCCCGGCCGUUACAGUGUGCAACCUCAAUAUGAUACGCAAAGAUGCCGUGCCGCAAAAAGUUCUGAAAUUUCUUGAGAAAAAUUAUGAAUCUUGGGCAUAUAAUAACGGUUUAAAAAACACUCGACGUCGUCGAGAUGCAACACAGACCACAGAUAGUCCAAGUAACAAGAUCAGUUCACAUGGCAAAUCUGAAUACGACUCGUCUGAAUACGACAUGUACCGAGUGAGCAACGAAGAUUAUGAAUCGAAUUCGUACGAUGAAGACGAUAAAGAGGAGUUCCCGGAUGGAGAUGUUGUUGACGCGGAAAUGAAACUUUUCUCGGAAGUCGAACAAAUGAUUGGUGAAAUGGACGAAACAGAUCUGUAUGAACAUGGCCAUCAAUUCAACACAAUGAUUCUUAACUGCAGCUGGAAAGGCAUGGAUUGCAAAUCAGGAAAUCUAAGCAAGUUCUGGACGCGCCGCUGGAAUAACAAAUACGGUAACUGCUACACGUUCAACAAUGGUUUUGAUAAAGACAGUAAUCGGGUUCGAGUCUUGAAGGCCACUAAACCAGGACCAUCUCAAGGACUUGUGCUCAUAAUGAAUGUGGAGCAAGAGCAGUACAUUGGACCGUUCUCAGUUGAGGCCGGUGUUCGUGUUUCAUUACAUGGUCAGGGAUUGAUGAAUUUUCCUCAUGCAGAGGGUUUCAGUGCAUCCCCUGGCAUGUCGACUUCAGUGGGAAUCAAGAAAACAAAGAUUACCAGAUUGGAUCGAUUCAACAACAAAAGUUGCCUGGCUCACGAUCAACUACCGAAGAUCAACAUUUAUCGACGUUUCAGAAACAUCACGAUAUACUCACAACAGGCUUGCCUUCAAUCGUGUCUUGCUUUGAGUCAACGGAUACGCUGCAAGUGUAGUGAGGCAUCAUAUCCCUCAACUGACCCUUGUGAUCUCUUUAAUACUGCAACAAGAGAAAAUUUGCAAACGGCUUCUGCCACUACUUUGAGCAAGUUUAAAAACUUGGCGAACGAACCAAUCCAUGGAUCUAAUGCAAAUGUGUUUUUUUGCGCAGAUUUAUGUCUUCGCAAGGUGAAGAAUUUAUUCAAUAAAGACAAAUUACCCUGUAUACAAAGCUGUCGUCAGCCCUUGACAAUUUGCACAUCUGGCGUCUGUCUUUUUUUUUUAAGAGAGGAAGUGAUUCAGAAGACGAUCAGCUCGUCAACAUGGCCUUCGAAAGCCUAUAAGAAAUAUUUAAAAGAACAGGGACUAGAGGACGGGGAUAGCGAAAAUCUCCUACGGUUGAACGUCUUCUAUAGCGAGCUGAACCAUGAAAAAAUCGAAGAAUCCUUUUCAUAUGGGACUGUGAACUUGUUGGCGGACAUUGGUGGACAACUGGGGUUAUGGAUAGGGAUAUCUGCGAUCACCGUGUGCGAGCUUCUACAACUUAUUGUGAUGCUCUUUGCCGUUUGCUUAUGGAAAUUGAAGGACAGUGGUCAGAUUGGUGGAGCUUCCGCUUAUCACUGAAAACGUCAAUGAAGCUAAGAUGCAUGAGGGAGUCCAAUGAAGAAGAAUUUGAACUGAAAUAAAAAAAAACGAAGACACAUAUAUAUAUAUCUGGAUAUACGAAGCUGCAAUGAAUUGAAAUCAAGGGAGACGAGGUAUUUUCACACGAUUUAAGGGGACAAACUUUACAAAAGAUCCCACGAUGUCUCUCAAUCUCCAUAAAAUACCUUCGCUCGAAAGUUGCAAAGUAUUUUAUUGUACUACCACGAACUUUUUAAAUAUACAGCAUAAUUCUUCUGUAGAAUAUGUCGUCAUACUAUAUCGCACCGCAUUGUACUUAAUUUUAAUUCAUUGUGCAGCUUUAUUGUAUUAAAUUGCACUACAUUAUACUAUUUUCUACUGUAUCCUAUAGUAUAAAGAUAUUGCAAAGCGUAAACCGCUUGAAA
Xenia sp. Carnegie-2017 is the source of this 2447-nucleotide messenger RNA. RefSeq names its product degenerin unc-8-like. NCBI's taxonomy places the organism in Eukaryota, Metazoa, Cnidaria, Anthozoa, Malacalcyonacea, Xeniidae. Gene Ontology annotation, biological process: sodium ion transmembrane transport. The record is from RefSeq and is a predicted model, not a curated record. Bases 175 to 2022 code for a protein of 615 amino acids. Gene Ontology annotation, cellular component: membrane. Gene Ontology annotation, molecular function: ligand-gated sodium channel activity. The transcript is spliced from 13 exons.